Molecule: messenger RNA, 1498 nt
Organism: Urocitellus parryii (Arctic ground squirrel)
Lineage: Eukaryota; Metazoa; Chordata; Mammalia; Rodentia; Sciuridae
Gene: Nudt18
Product: nudix hydrolase 18
Molecular function (GO): 8-oxo-GDP phosphatase activity; 8-oxo-dGDP phosphatase activity
Source: RefSeq, a predicted model, not a curated record
CGCGCCGGCCGGAGGCUGCAGGGGAGGGGACGUGGGCGAGGGAGCCCACACUCGCCCGUCCAGCCCACCGGGCUCUGGAGUCCGCGGGGUCUCCGCCGCCGCCUGCCAGGCGACUCGAUGGCCUCGGAAGAUCUGGCGGGUGCGCUGGCGGCCGUGCUGGGGGGCCAGGGGCUGCGCGUACAGAAUUGUGACUCGGGGCCAGCCGGUGAGCCGCCCGCGCCCGUGCGGCUGCGGAAGAACGUCUGCUACGUGGUGCUGGCCGUGUUCCUCAACGAGCAGGAUGAGGUGCUACUGAUCCAGGAGGCCAAGAGGGAGUGCCGGGGGUCAUGGUACCUUCCUGCGGGGAGAAUGGAGCCUGGGGAGACCAUCGUGGAGGCACUGCAGCGGGAGGUGAAGGAGGAGGCUGGCCUGCACUGUGAGCCUGUGACACUGCUCUUGGUGGAAGAGCGGGGCCCCUCCUGGAUCCGCUUCGUGUUCCUUGCUCGCCCCACAGGUGGGAUUCUCAAGACUUCCAAGGAGGCAGAUGCUGAGUCCCUGCAGGCUGCCUGGUACCCACGGAUCUCCCUGCCCACUCCACUACGAGCCCAUGACAUUCUGCACCUGGUAGAGCUAGCUGCCCAGUACCGCCAGCAAGCCAGGCAUCCUCUCAUCCUGCCCCAAGAGCUUCCUUGCAGUGUGGUCUGCCAGCGGCUGGUGGCCACCUUUACUAAUGUACAGACAGUGUGGGUGUUGGUGGGCACAGUGGGGAUGCCUCAUUUGCCCAUCACUGCCUGUGGCUUUACCCCCAUGGAGCAGAGGGGUGGCAUCAAGGUGGCUGUCCUGCGGCUGCUACAGGAGUGUCUGACCCUGCACAAUUUGGCAGUGGAGACCAAGGGGCUGCUUGGAUUGCAGCACCUGGGCAAAGAACAUACAGAUGGCAUCUGCCUGAAUGUGCUGGUGACGGUGGCUUUUCGGAACCCAGGGAUCCAAGAUGAGCCCCCGAAGGUUCUGGGUGAGAACUAUUCUUGGUGGAAGGUGAUGGAGGGAGACCUACAAACCCAGCUCCUACAGAAGCUCCAGGAAUCUUCUGUUGUCCCACUAAAUAGAUAGGGAGGUGCCAGCAAGAGCUGGGCAAUAGGACUUCUCUAUCAGACUUUGCCUCCCUCCCUCCAAGGCAGGCAGGAGCUGGCAGUCUGAUUGCACAGAGAGCAGGGGCAGUUUUCCUGAUUCUCAGGGAAACUUUGUGGAACUGGCCACAGGCCCCUGCACUGCCCUAAAAGGGACAGUGCCUUUUAAGCAAGUCUAGAGUGCAAGCACCUAGUUGCCUCGAGGGUACACAGAUGCUUCUCCCUAAGUGGAUGAGGAGCACUCUGAUCCCCAAAUGGCAUCUCCUCCUCACUUUCUGUGCCCACCUUGGUAAAGGCCUGCAUGCUGAUUCUUUCAAGCAAUUACAACUUCAAGGAGGGUGUAGGGAGGCCUUUGAGGGAGGGCCUCUUGCCAAGUAAAUAGAUAUUGCUCA